Molecule: messenger RNA, 4512 nt
Organism: Plasmodium malariae
Lineage: Eukaryota; Apicomplexa; Aconoidasida; Haemosporida; Plasmodiidae
Gene: CDPK6
Product: calcium-dependent protein kinase 6, putative
Exons: 6
Coding region: 1-4512 (1503 amino acids)
Biological process (GO): protein autophosphorylation; intracellular signal transduction; peptidyl-serine phosphorylation
Cellular component (GO): cytoplasm; nucleus
Molecular function (GO): calcium ion binding; calcium/calmodulin-dependent protein kinase activity; ATP binding
Source: RefSeq, a predicted model, not a curated record
AUGUUAGUAAGUGCAAAAAGAAAAAAAAAAAAAAAUUCUAUAUUAGAAGACGAAAGUGAAAAGGAUAUUAGAUUUAUAGAGAGUGGAAAUCAUGAAGACUCAUAUAACAUAUGUGAACUGUAUGGAGACAUAGAAAAUAAUGGAAACAGAACAAAUACAAAUUAUUCUUUUCAAAACCUGAAUAAGAAAGAGCACAUAACUAAGAAUUCAUUCAAAGAAUUUUAUAUAAAUUCAAAAGAAAAUAUGCAAUAUGGUACAAAUGAAAAUGAAAUAUUCACAGAGGAUAUACUUGAAAACGACAAUUUUGAUGACAUUAAUUUUGUUGAGGACGAAAAUAUAGAAUAUAAAACAUACAGUUCUUAUACAAACCGAGAUUUUAAAUUAUUUAGUAAAUAUCCUAGUGAAAGUAUAAAAAAGAAAAUUGUGCAACCUGAUAGAAAAUACAACCAACUAGAUGGGAAAUAUAAGAAAUACUGGUAUAAUAAUGAACGUUUUAAAAAUAAUUUAAAUGAGGAGGACUCAGAUAAAAUGGAAUUUUUGAACAAAAAUAAAAAAAGCGUAGAAUAUAAUAAACAAAAUGGCAUUCACUUCAAAAAAGGAAUUGCGCGCAGUAGUACUCGGAAUAAUAAUUAUAUUCAAGAAAAUUAUAAAAAAUAUAAGGGAAAUUGUAUAGGUAGUAAUAAUUAUGAAUAUUUUAAUCGUGGGGAUUCUAGUUACUAUGAAUAUGAAGAUGAUGAUGAAGAUGCAUACGAAGGUGAUGACGAUGAAAAUAAUCAAGAAAUAAAAAGAAAAAAGAACUUGGAAAAUACCGGUGUAGUAAGGCAGAGUAGAGGAAAUGCUGAGAAUGAAGAUUAUGAAUAUGAGGAAUAUUAUAAUGAUACUAAGGAAGAAGUGGAAUAUAAUGAAGAAGAAGAAGAAGAAGAAGAGAAUGAAGAAGAGAAUGAAGAAGAGGAAGAUGAAGAAGAAGAGGAAGAAGAAGAGGAAGAAGAAGAGAAAGAAGAAGACAAAGAAGAAGAGGAAGAAGAAGAGGAAGAAGAAGAGGAAGAAGAAGAGGAAGAAGAAGAGGAAGAAGAAGAGGAAGAAAAAGCAUUCCGAGAUUCAGUAAGAGAAAGCGAACAAAAGUGUACUAGCGCUUUACGUAACCGCAGAAACAACUUUAACUUAAAAAAUGAAUAUAAAGAAAAUGAAAAUUCUAAUAAGAGGGAAAAUGAGAAUUUCGAAAAAGAAAUAAUAUCAUAUGAAAAAGAAGAAAAUAAAAUGAUUGUUCCUAUGCAUAAUAUUAUAAAUUACAAUGGAAAAAACAAUAAUAAAAAUUAUGAUGUCAACGUGUCGAUUUAUGAAAAAGAUCGUUAUAUAAAUAAUUUAAGAACUAUGGAAAAAAAGCAAAGUGAGGAAUUAGCGACAAUGUAUAAUGCAAAUCAAAAUAAUUUAAAGAAGAAUGAUUUACGAAAAAAUAUACAGUCAAGAGUCAAAAGCAGUAAUAUAGAAAAUAAAUCAAAGAGUAACAUCAUUAGUGCGAAAUAUACAAAUGUAUGUAUUGAUAAAAAUAAAUAUAAUACUUUUAAUAAUAUGGAUGAUAAAACUAUUAUGUUUAAUAUCAUUGGAAGUACUGCGUCUACACCUACUUCUGCUACUACUACUAUCACUACCGCUGCGACUAGCGGCAAUGUUAAGUUAAAGUACAAAGAUGAAAUGAUAAAUAAUGUUGAAUAUAUGAAUAAUUCGUUAUAUAAGAGUACAGCAUAUAAAGAUAGUAAUUAUAUUAUAAAAAAAAUGGAGGCAGGAUAUAAAGAACUAAAAUAUACUGGAAAAUAUGCUAGAGAACCAAUUCAAGACAGUAACGUUGAAGACAAAAAAAAAAAUAAAAUUAAAAAUUUUUUAGAAAAAAUAAAGCAUAGAAAAAAUAAUGAAGAAAAUUUAAUAAAAAAGGAACAUAGAAAUUAUGAACAAGAACAAAAAAAGGAUAAAUUAAAAAUGAAAUUUAUUGAUAUUUUACAUACAGGGACAUUGGGAAAUUUUUUUCAUCGCAGUAAAAGCAAUUAUGCAAAAUCUUUAUCACCCCAGCGUAAAAGGGAUAAUAGUUUUAAUUCUGUAAGUAGUUCAAAUGAUGUAUACAAGAUUAGUUUAGAUUAUUCAAAAAAAUCUAAAAUAAUGAAUACGCUACAUCAUCAUGAAAGUAAUAAUACUCCAUUUCAAUUUUCUAUAAAAGAUGAAGCAAAAUAUUACAACAGGCAAGAAUUAAAAAGAGAAAUCUAUUAUAAUUCGAAUGAAGAAAGUAAAGUUAAGAAUAAUUUGGUUUACGAUUCAUUAAGCAAUGAAAGAUCACAACACAUUAAAGAUGAUAUAAAAUAUAUUGAACUAAUAAAUAAAAAAGACAAAAUAAAGUACCUACAAUUUUCAAAUAAUUUAAAUGAUAAAGAAAAAAGUGUGAAAAAUGGUAAGUGCUUAAGAAGUGAAUAUAGUAAAUAUCUUGAAGUAAAUAAAAAAGAUUAUCAAGAUGAUUUUACCAAAUCAAGGCCCACGUAUACGAAUAACAUAAGUUUAGAUGUAAAUAAUGAACAACCGAAUACAAGCGAAAACAUAUUUCCCAUCCAUCAGCACUUAUCGAAAAAAACUAUUUUUUGGAGUGAUAAUGAAAUGAAAGAAUUAAAACAGAUACAAAAAGAAAAUGAAAUCAACACAAAGAAAUUAAGUACGAAGGAAGAAGAUUUAGAAGUUAAAAUAAAUCAAACACUAAGCAAAAAGAUGAUUGAGAAUAAUGAAUUAAAGAAACAAAAUGAAAACAAUGAAGACCUUAUAGUUACACCCUUUUAUAUAAAAAGCAAAAUAGAUAAAGUUUUGAAAAAUAGUGAAAUUUUCGAAAAGUCUGCCAGAGCAACAUUUCAACAAUUUGAUGUUAAAAAUAAAAAUUUUCUUCAUUUUAGUGAGAUUGAAUCGCUGAUUCAACAGAUGUGCUAUAACUUGGAGCUCCCUCCUGUCGAUAAAAAUAUAUUAUCCAUUGUUUAUAAAGAUUAUGAUAGCAGUAAGAAUAACAGUAUGAAUUACACCGACUUUCGUCAAAUGUACUGGGAUCUGUUAAAGCAAAUAAAGAAGAAAUAUUAUCCAACGAAGAAUUUUAAAAUAAAAAGGAACUGUAUUAUAAGUAGAAAAAAAUUAGGUGGAUAUGAUUAUUCAUCUAUAUAUAAUUAUUUAAGUUUUAAGAAAAUUUUAGGAUGUGGAGCAUUUGGUGAAGUACAUUUAGUUGAAGACAAUAUUUGUAAGCUUUACAAAGUUGUUAAGAUAUUAAAAAAAAAAAAUAUGAAAAAUAUUAAAAUAAAUGAAGAAAUUAAUGUGUUAAUAUAUUUAGAUCAUCCCAAUAUAAUAAAAAUUUUUGAUGUAUAUGAAAAUGUAGAUUGUACAUAUAUUGUUAUGGAGUUAUGUGAAGGUGGUGAGUUAAUGAGUAAAAUCAGAAAAUCAGAAAAUUUUAAUGAAGCGUAUAUAAAGAAUAUAAUGUUUCAAAUUUUAUGUGCAAUAGCAUAUAUGCAUAGUAAUAAUAUAGCUCAUAAAGAUUUAAAACCAGAAAAUAUUUUGUUUAAAACAAAGGAGGAUGAUACUCUAAAAAUCAUUGAUUUUGGUCUAGCAGAGUUAAUUAAUAAAUCGGAAGGAGUCAGUAAAACAGCAGCAGGAACAGUUUUGUAUAUGGCACCAGAGGUGUUUAAAAAAAAUAUUACCAUUAAAUGUGAUAUAUGGUCUGCAGGAGUAAUAAUGUUUUUUUUAUUUACCAAAAAUUUACCUUUUUCAGGUACUACAUAUGAACAAGUGAAACAUAGUGUGUUUAAAGAUGAACCCAAUUAUAAAUCUUUAAAGCAGAAAUUAUCCCAACCAGCAUUACAUAUAUUAAAACUUAUGUUGGAAAAGGAUCAUAAAAAAAGACCUAUGGCUUCAGUGCUUUUGCAUCACCCGUGGUUUCAAGGAUACCUCGAUCCAGUUGAAAUUUCCCCUGGAACAAUGAAUAAUAUAAAAUCAUACAUGAAGCAUUCAAACAUAAGAAAUAUUAUAGUUAAUAUAAUGGCUCAUGAAUUAAGCAUCAUAAAUAAUAAUGUCAAAUAUAUUAAUGAGCUAUUUUUUAAAAUAGACACGAAUCACAAUGGAUCACUUAGUCAUAGAGAAAUUUACACAGUUUUAUCAAAUGCAGGAAUAAAAAAAUGGGACAUUAAUAGAAUUGUUCAAGCACUCGAUAUUAAUGACAGGGGAAGCAUAACUUAUACUGAGUUUAUUGCCGGUUGUUAUAGAUGGAAAAAUAUCGAAUCCACAUUUUUAAAAGCUGCUUUCAAUAAGAUAGAUAAGGAUGAAGACGGAUAUAUUAGCAAAAGCGAUAUAUUUUCAUUAGUUCAAGAUAAGGAUAUAGAUAGUAACGAUAUUGACAAUUUUUUUUCAUCUGUGUUUAGCAUAAAAAGGGAUUUAUCUAAGGAUAAAAGGAUAAAUAAAAUAAGCUUCCCUGAUUUUAAAGAAUAUCUGUUGAGCACAUUUUAG